ACUUUUAUAGCGUCCUUUGUAUUCAAGGAGUACUGAAGUUACUUCUACCAAGAAGAUUCUAUGACUGGAGUUCCAACAGGCAACAAAUUUAUUCAAGCAGCUGUUCAUUUCUAAUGAAGCACAAAAGAAAGAACGGCAAUAAGGACCUUUUGAUGUCCGCCUUCGAAGCCACCAGUUUCAGUGAAGAAAGCAGAGGGUAAACUGCCCCGAAUUCCUUGAGGAGGUAAUGAAUUAACAUCUCAAAAGGAGGACGCAACAGUUUCAACAGGCAUAGAAGCCCUUGAUCCCACCCCUUUCUUGGUCUCUGUGGAAUCUAUGUCAAAAGAUUUUGAAGCAAAGAUCGCUUUUCGUAAAGACCCAUUCAGUGAUCAACAAUAGAAAACAGCUUUUGUCUGGAUGUGGUGGGGGUGGGGGAGCUAGGAAGGAGUAUUGAAUCAUCGCAGCCGAUGAAAGUGAACGCGAACUGUAAAGAGGGGUGUUUGGCAAACAAGAAGAUGGGCGCGGUUCGGAUUCGGCUCUGGAUUAGGCACGCAUGACAGGUUCGCGUGUCUUGUCUUGGAGCUCCCAUCCAGUUCUUCAACUGUGCUAGUCUACUGGAGCAUGGUGAGCCAAGGAAAGGGGUGGAGCGAUACAAAUCUUACCUAACGUCAAAAGCACUUCACUUGCCACAACGGAACGACAGGAGACGGAGGAGCCGUUGGUAUAAUUGGUGGACUACAUCGCUUGGUGCAGUUUCGUUCGAGCGACAUUGUUCCCGCAUUGGCUACCUCAUCCAUCAAGUUAUUUUUGACCUACCUUCGUGAAAGGUCGUGUUUCUAUUUCUUUUUUGAAGAACAUACGCUCCCAACAUGAGGACGGGUGUAUUAGCUGUUUUGCUUCUCAGUGUAAUAGCUGUGACAUAUGGACAGGGUGAGUGUGACAGCGAUCCGUGUGAAAAUGGAUCAACGUGUCAGGAAGGUGACGGCUCAUACAUAUGCCAAUGUAUGAUGGGAUUCGACGGACAAAAUUGCGAAAGGUUUACAGGUUCAAAUUGUGGAUACAACGUGUUUGAUUCCAGCGGUAUGAUUGAUUCACCAAACUACCCUGCCAUGUACAAUAACCGUGCUGAUUGUCUGUACCUUGUCCGAAUCAACAAGGCCCGAAGUAUCACAUUCACCAUCGAAGACUUCAUGACUGAGAUCUUCAAAGAUGUUGUCGAGUAUGGUAUUGGUCCCGAUGCCGAUUUCAACCAGGCACUUGGCGCUUUCGAAGGUAACCUAACAGCCGACAAUAAUAUCCCUGCUCCCUUCACUGUCAAUGGCGAUCAGGCUUGGUUCAUCUUCAGUACUGAUCGUAACAUCGUCAACAGGGGAUUCAGAAUUACAUUCACAUCAGACGGAGAUGAUUGUGAUCCUAACCUUUGUCAGAAUGGUGCCGCCUGUACAGAUUUGGUGAACGAUUAUGAGUGUACAUGUCCUCCAGGAUUUACCGGAGACAACUGCGAAAUUGAUAUUGACGAAUGCGCCAGUGACCCCUGUCAGAACGGUGGUACUUGUAUCGAUGGAAUCAACGGCUACGUGUGUGACUGUGUUCCAGGUUUCGACGGCGACAACUGUGAAAACAAUAUCAACGAGUGUGCAAGCAACCCCUGUCUGAACGGAGGUACAUGUGUUGAUGGCAUUAACCAGUUCGAGUGUACAUGUUUACCCGGAUUUACUGGCGUCCGCUGUGAAAUCAAUAUUGACGAAUGUGCAAGUGAUCCUUGCCAGAAUGGUGGUGUUUGUGUCGAUGGCAUCAAUGGAUACACCUGCUCAUGUCCUCUCGGAUUCUCCGGAGAUAACUGUGAAAUCAAUAAUGACGAAUGUGCCAGCGGCCCCUGUCUGAAUGGAGGAACGUGUGUAGAUCUUGUCAAUGCCUAUAUGUGUAUCUGUGCUCCCGGCUGGACCGGUCCUACCUGUGCUGACAACAUUGACGAGUGUGCUAGCGAUCCCUGCCAGAACGGUGGUCAGUGUAUAGAUGGUGUCAACGGAUACAUGUGUAACUGCCAGCCAGGAUACACAGGAACCCACUGCGAAACUGACAUCGACGAGUGUGCAAGCGACCCUUGUCAAAACGGAGGUACCUGUGUGGAUGGGGUUAACAGAUACGUCUGCAGCUGUGCUCCUGGCUAUGAUGGAGAUAACUGCGAGAACAAUAUUGAUGAAUGUGCCAGUCGUCCCUGUCAGAAUGGCGGUGUCUGCGUUGAUGGAGUGAAUGGAUUCAUCUGCAACUGCGCUGCUGGCUACACUGGAGUGCUUUGUGAAACCGAUAUCGAUGAAUGUGCAAGCGCACCUUGUCAGAACGGUGGUACAUGCACGGACCAAGUGAACGGAUACAUCUGCACAUGCGCACCGGGUUUUGAAGGAACAAACUGCGAGACAGAUACCGAUGAAUGCGCUUCAUUCCCCUGCCAGAAUGGUGCCACAUGCACAGAUCAGGUCAACGGAUAUGUAUGUACAUGCCUUCCAGGCUAUACAGGAACACACUGCGAAACAGAUAUUGACGAAUGUGCCUCAGCUCCUUGUCAAAAUGGUGGUACGUGUGUCGACCAAGUCAAUGGAUAUGUAUGCCAGUGCGCACCCGGCUACUUUGGCGUAAACUGUGAAACAGAUCGCGAUGAGUGUGCCUCUGCUCCCUGCCUGAAUGGAGGUGGUUGUACAGAUGUCGUCAAUGGAUAUGUUUGUACUUGCCUACCUGGAUGGGAAGGAAUCAACUGUGAAAUUAACACCGAUGAGUGUGCGAGCGACCCCUGUCAAAACGGUGCUCAAUGUAUUGACCAGGUCAAUGGCUACCUCUGCUUCUGUCUUCCUGGAUUCUCUGGCAUUCACUGCGAAUUUGAUAUUGACGAGUGUGCCAGUACCCCAUGUCUCAACGGUGGACAGUGUAUCAACAGAAUUAACCUCUACGAGUGUGUAUGUGCUCCUGGCUACACUGGUGUCAACUGUCAAAUCAAUAUUGACGAAUGCCAGUCAGAUCCUUGUGAAAAUGGCGGAACGUGUUUCGAUGGAGUUAACCGCUACACAUGUAAUUGCGCACCAGGUUACACCGGCGCAAAUUGCGAAACUGAAAUCGACGAGUGUGCAUCAGCGCCUUGUUUGAACGGAGGAACUUGUGUUGAGAUGGUUAACGGAUACACUUGUCAGUGUGCAGCGGGAUACACUGGGGUUAUCUGCCAGACUGAUAUUGACGAAUGUGCCAGCGACCCUUGCCAGAAUGGCGGUGCUUGUACCGAUAUGGUUAAUGGAUAUCUUUGUACCUGUGUACCCGGGUUCACUGGCAGUGACUGUGAGAUUAACAUCGACGAGUGUGCAAGCGAUCCCUGCCAGAAUGGUGGAACUUGUGUGGAUGGUGUCAAUGGUUUUGUCUGCCAGUGCCCUCCGAACUACACCGGGACCUAUUGCGAGAUCUCACUUGAUGCAUGCAGGAGUUUGCCCUGUCAGAAUGGCGCUACGUGCGUAAAUGUUGGAGCUAACUAUAUCUGCGAAUGCCCUGUCGGAUUUGCCGGACAAAACUGUGAAAUUGAUAUCAACGAGUGUGCCAGUCUUCCAUGCCAGAAUGGUGGUGUUUGUAUUGAUGGCAUUGCCAUGUACACGUGCCAGUGCCCCCUCGGAUACGCUGGUGUCAACUGCGAAGAAGUUGGUUUCUGUGAUUUGGAGGGUGUAUGGUACAACGAGUGCAACGAUCAGAUCACUAUUACAAAGACGUCCACAGGCAUGAUGCUUGGAGAUUACAUGACAGCCAACGAACGUGAACUUGGAUACGCAGCACCAACCGUCGUGGUCGGGUACGCGAGCAACAACUACGACUUCCCAUCAUUCGGUUUUACGGUAGUCCGUGAUAACGGUCAAUCAACUACCAGCUGGACCGGCCAAUGCCAUCUAUGUGAUGGAGAGGAGGUUCUGUACACCACUUGGAUCAAUACAAACAUGGUCAGCACAUGCCAGGAAAUCAAGAAAUCAAAUAUGGUUGGACAAGACAAAUGGACUCGUUAUGAACAGAGUAUUGCGCCUCAACCUGAUAUGUAGGAGCAGCGUCUUCAUCCAGAACAUGUGUUGUAAAUUUGUUUGAAAAGUACUAAUAUCUUUUAUCGAAACCUAUGCACCUAAAAGAAAACUUAUAAAACGAUAUACACUAAAAAAUAUAUUGUUAUAUCAUCGCUAGGAAAUUAUAUUCUUCAACAUAGCAUUUUUUGCUGUAUAAAAGAUUUUUUUACAAUAUCUUGUGAAGAAUAAUUAUCAAAGAAUGAAAUUCGAUAUUGGAAUUGUAAUUAUCGCUGGGAAAGUCUAUUUUUAAACAUUGACAUUUUUGCUCUAUGAAAUAUUUUUAAAAUAUCUUGAAAAUAAUGAUCAAUGACAAAACUCUUCGUAUUUAAAUAAUUUCGUCAUAUCCAGAUUGUUUUCUUCGAAUUUUUAUUCUUUUAUUUGAAAAUCGUUUUACUUGUUCAUAUUCCAUCCUAUAGAUCUAACAUACUGUCUACUUGUAUUUUAGUUUUUCAUAUAUGUAUAUAUAUCGACUUUAUAGUGUCAACGUACCAUCUAAAAUAAAUUUGAUCAUGUUUUUAUAAAAGUAUGUCGAAAAUAAAAUAUGUGAAUGUCUGAUUUAUAUGCACUGCUUGUUUCUAUACUUCUAUCGUUUUUUUAAUAAAAUGCUGCGAUGAUCAAACAUUGAUGCAACGUA
Messenger RNA from Lytechinus pictus (painted urchin), 4695 nucleotides. RefSeq names its product fibropellin-1. Gene Ontology annotation, molecular function: calcium ion binding; Notch binding; biotin binding. The record is from RefSeq and is a predicted model, not a curated record. The transcript has 28 exons. NCBI's taxonomy places the organism in Eukaryota, Metazoa, Echinodermata, Echinoidea, Temnopleuroida, Toxopneustidae. Bases 849 to 4043 code for a protein of 1064 amino acids.